AUGGCCUCCCUUAGAAACCUCUUGGUUACCCUCUCCAUGGUGUCACUUAUGGCAUGUUUUGCCAAUGCGCAGCUUUCACCAAACUUUUAUGCCUCUUCGUGCCCUAAUCUCCAACUCAUUGUGCGUAACGCAAUGAGGGAAGCGAUUAACAGAGAGCUGCGCCUUGGAGCCUCUAUCCUCCGCUUGUUCUUCCACGACUGCUUCGUAAAUGGUUGUGAUGCAUCGAUACUUCUGGACGAUACCGCAACUUUCACGGGCGAGAAAAAUGCAGGCCCAAACCAAAAUUCAGCAAGAGGUUUUGAUGUGAUUGACACCAUUAAAACACGGGUUGAAGCCGCUUGUACUGGCACAGUAUCUUGUGCAGACAUCCUGGCGCUUGCAGCACGAGAUGGAGUUGUCUUGCUGGGAGGACCUACAUGGGCAGUCCCGUUGGGCCGAAGAGACGCAAGAACAGCGAGCCAGAGUGCCGCUAAUAGCCAAAUUCCAUCACCAUUCUCUAGCCUCUCAACCCUAAUCUCCAAUUUUGCUGCUAAAGGCCUAAAUGCUCGUGAUAUGACCGCGCUCUCUGGUGGCCACACCAUCGGCUUCUCACAGUGUUUUACGUUCAGAAGCCGUAUAUAUAAUGACACGAACAUUGCCCCAAUGUUUGCAGCCAAUCGCAGGGGCGUCUGCCCGGCUUCAGGUGGGGAUUCGAACUUGGCCCCCCUUGAUAUACAAAGCCCUAACCGGUUCGGCAACACCUACUACCAGAACCUUGUUAGUCAACGUGGGCUACUCCAUUCAGAUCAAGAGCUUUUCAAUGGUGGAUCACAAGAUGCAUUGGUUAGGCUUUACAGCACUAAUCCCACUGCUUUUUCUAAUGACUUUGCUGCUGCCAUGGUAAGAAUGGGCAAUAUAAGCCCCCUUACUGGAACAAAUGGAGAGAUAAGAAGAAGAUGCAGGGAAUCAAGGCCAUAUAUUAGCCAGCAGCAAGUCUAUGAGGCAGAGGCGAGGACCAUGAGGAAGGACAAGGCCAUUUAUGAUCGCUUGGUUGCCCUAGAGAAAAAUGAGACCCUAUAUGCCAAAGUCUGGGAACAUGCUACUCUCCUUGAAGAAUUUAAGGCCUUCAAGCCAAAUCCAGAGCUAGGGAAGAUGAUGAAGAUGGGAUGGAGAACGUCGGUUCAUGCCUCCAGUGUUCCCUUAUCCUCUAAGCUCUUUUCUCGUCAUGAUGCUUGGUGUACUUCUUCUUCUACUACGAUUCUGACAACCAAUCUCCCUUAA
Messenger RNA from Ilex paraguariensis (yerba mate), 1260 nucleotides. The record is from the annotation of a GenBank genome assembly. Lineage: Eukaryota; Viridiplantae; Streptophyta; Magnoliopsida; Aquifoliales; Aquifoliaceae.